AUGCCGGGAGACCUGACGCCUCUGCAGUACGCGCCUCUUUCCAAAGGCGAGGCUCGCCUCCUCUACGCAACAUCAUCCGGCUCUGAAAUCGAGUGGACACUGAAACCGGCGCGACUGCUACGUGGUCCGGGCGAGCCUCCUCUCGAGUUCGACGCCCUCUCGUACACCUGGGGGGACUUCGAGCGCGCAGCUCUGCUCAGAAUCAAUGACGAGGCUCUGCAUGUCCAUCAUAACCUGAACGAAGCUCUUCCGUAUUUCGUUCCACGCCUGAACGGCAGGCCUAUUUGGAUUGAUGCGAUAUGCAUCAAUCAGCAAGGCGAUGAUGACAAGACACAACAGAUUGCCCUGAUGGCACACAUCUAUCGCCGAGCACAAGUAGUCUGGGCAUGGUUAGGCUACCACGAUGACGCUGUCCACAAGCUUCUUGACAAGAUUGUCGCUGUCGCGGCCCAGAUGACAGACGAUGGGACUCAAAUCCCGCGCUGGGAGCUGUCGCAGCUCGAGGGCGAGCCGACACCGAGCUGGUACAAGCGCCUCUGGGUGGUUCAGGAAGUACACAGCCGCUCAAACCAGUCCGAGCACCGUUGGAUACGCUAGCGUAGUAUUCCGUUUCGCUAGGCCUACUGUGCUAGGGCGGGUGAGGAUUCUUCUAAUUGGCGACAAAACAACCACCACAGCCGGAGGAAGUCCACCGUUUCCCAGUUUCGGCGGCAUUACCGGCGAGGUACAUUCUAGCCAUAGGCCAGAGUAAGGGAAUUCCUAGAUAGGGCUAAACGUGAU
Microdochium trichocladiopsis is the source of this 780-nucleotide messenger RNA. Its product is annotated as heterokaryon incompatibility protein-domain-containing protein. The record is from RefSeq and is a predicted model, not a curated record. NCBI's taxonomy places the organism in Eukaryota, Fungi, Ascomycota, Sordariomycetes, Xylariales, Microdochiaceae. The transcript is spliced from 2 exons. Bases 1 to 597 code for a protein of 198 amino acids.